Messenger RNA from Trichoplusia ni (cabbage looper), 1482 nucleotides. RefSeq lists its product as uncharacterized. The record is from RefSeq and is a predicted model, not a curated record. Lineage: Eukaryota; Metazoa; Arthropoda; Insecta; Lepidoptera; Noctuidae. The transcript is spliced from 4 exons. Bases 307 to 1008 code for a protein of 233 amino acids.
CUGAUUACGUCUUUGUUGUUUGCCUUUUGGAAAUAAUUGCGAAGUAUAAAAAACAGUAAUAAAUAAAUAUCGGUACCUUUACCUAAACACAAGUCGUGAACAGGAAACAUUCAUUAUUUCGAACUCAUUCGCGGAUAACACUUGCGUAAAGUCAUAUCGUAAACACUAUUAUGCGGUUCAAAUAAUAUUUUUCUAAUAUAUAAAUAACCUUAUAACACAGAAGGCUUUAUAAGACUGUGCAUUGUGUUGUGAUCUGUUUAUUGUCUAAUAAUUCAUAACCUUCGGUAGUGAUUCCAAGACCACACCAUGAUUAAUGCAGUGGGAAAGGUGUGCCUGCUGUGUUUACUAUGUGACGUAAUGGGACCGGUAUCUAGUUUACCUCUGAACCCAUUGAUAUCGGAUGCACAUUACAAAGUACGAACAAAAAGAUCACCAAACAAUUUUUCACUCUUUGGAUAUCAACUCCCCUUCGCUGUCCCGGAUCCCAGUGAAAAAGUUACAGAAGCUAUAAGCAGUUUCAGAAACAUUUUUGUGACUGAACGAAAACAUACAGAUACUCCGGCUGCAGGUGCAUUUACAGACAUAAAAAAUAUGAAUAAUAAAAAACAUAACGAAUCUCAUAUAAUGUCACUAGUCGACGAACAAAAAACAAUCAAAAUGCUAGAAGAAAUAAAACCCAUCCGGAUAUCUAAUCAUAACUUUUCAGAGUAUCACAUUGACAAAAAGUUAAUUGACGACAUUUUCAAAGACUUGAUGACCGAUAACACACAAUCUGAUAAUUUAAAUAACAUAGUACAAGAAAAUUCAGAUAAAAUAAUCGAGCAACAGCUUAAACGUAUUAUGAAAUUUACAAGACAUAAUAAUAGCAGACAAGAAGAAAUACAAACGACCACUGAUCCCAUAGAAACAGAUACUACCGAUGUCACUGACACUGAUGAAUACGAAACUACCACAAAUGACGACUUCUAUCGGAUUGAUUCAUCUGUCCUAGCGUCUCUUUUGGGAUAACUUCAGUCGUCUUCUAGAGGGCAGUAAUUGACACAAAUUUCUAUGUUUAGAAAAGAACCGAAGAAAUUCGAUACGUCUUCCAAGUUUCUCAUCAUAUAAUCAUAUAUUCUCUGUCUAUCUGAGCCGUAUUCCACGUAGAGAAGAGUUUCGACUCUUUUAUUUUUGCCUACCGCUCCUUUUCCACUAGUCUUUUUUUUUGGAGCUCGCAAUGCGUCCGGAUCCAUCCUGUUAAUUAUUACAACGGAUUUCUUUUUCAUUGUUGAGUUUCCAGGUCUUGUUCCAUUUAAUGUUACUCUACUAGUAUCAAGAUACCUGCAAAAAUAUAUUUUAUAAUGAUUAAAAUAUUAGGUAUUUGUUAUUGUUAGUAGCAGUCGAGAAAUUGAUUUUGUAUUCAGAUUAAAAUUAAGCAGAUUAUAUCUACUCGUGUUUCAUAUAUUAUGUUUGUGCGAGAAAUAAAAUUCUAUGAAAACAGAA